AUGGCCGAACGACGAGUUACUGAGAUAAACAGUGGUGAUGAGGAGUUUGGUCCUCUCCCUCCGGAUGGACCCGCAUCGUCGCCCCGGAAACGCAAGAUUGAUUUCAAUGAUUCACUAUAUCUUCCAAAUUUGCCAGAUGCAUCGCGUUACGAGCGAAGCUUUGCCCACAAGGCUAUUGUUCGCCAUAUUGUCUGUAGCGCACCUACGCGUUACAUUGCUACUGGCAGCGAUGACGGUUACAUCAGUUUCUGGUACUACGACACUGACGGGGUCCAGUUUGUGAAGCGGUUUGAAGCACAUGGAGCUCGUAUCACUCAGAUGCGUGGUACACGCGAUGGACUCGUGCUAGGAAGCAUUUCGUUGGACCGGAAGUACAAUCAUAUCGACUUUCCCUCUUUUGACGUAGUUACCAGGCUUAAUUUGGAAUUUGUACCGCUAUGCUUCGAGUUUAUCACAAAUCAUACGUCACCGCACACGAUUGUUGCAAUAGCAUCAGCAGGAGAUAGCCGUGUCUACAUAUACAAACCCACCAUCAGUUCGGCCCCAUUGAACUCUAUUAACAUCAGCACAAGCGACGUACACACUCUAGUCUACAACGCUCGUUUCGAUGUGUGCCUAGCUGCCAACCGGCUGGGAGAUGUUGACAUAUUCGAUGCAAACACAUUCAAAUUCCCUUCACGACACUCACAACUAUCAUUCCAAAUGAAAGGGGAUACUGAUCUUUACGAGCUACGUAAGCUUAACACCCAUGCGGUCUCAAUUGCCAUAUCACCCAGUGGUGAGUUUGCGGCAAUGCACUGUCAUGAUGGGAUGAUACGGUUGUACCGCUUCCGUACACUACGGCUGUUCAGAGUUUACGACGAAAGCUUAAUGAUGUACUCCGCUGCUCAGAGCGAUCCCAAUGCAGAGACACUCCACCUCGACCCGCUCGACUUUGUUAAGCGUAGAGCCCAGGAACUUGAAAUAUUCAAGGUAGGAGUUGACCAGGGAGAGUACAGCGGGAUGUGCUUUGAUUCGUCGUCAAAUUACCUAAUAUACCCAUGUAUGCUAGGUAUCAAGGUGGUGAACAUCAUAACUAAUACGCUAGUGCGUGUCAUUGGUGGUUCGGAAUUGUCGGUACGUUUUUUGAAAGUUGUACUUCUGCAACAUGCUUCAAAAAAGAGGCACCACAGUACAGCUUCCUCAUCGCAUGGUGAUGCUAUGGAACCACUGGCGUUAGCUACUGGGUUCCAAAAAUGCCGUAUGUUCCUAUUCAGCACCCGCGAACCAACAGAUGAGGAUCUCGAGAGCCGAGAUGUCGGAAGUACUUCGGAACCGAAAAAUAUGUCUGGUUCAUUACAGGGCGCCAUUUCUACAACACCAGGCGAACGAUUGGCACGUGAGGCGGUCAUCCACACUAGCAUGGGUGACAUACACGUGCGACUAUUUUACAAGGAUUGCAAACGUACCGUAGAAAACUUUACGGUACACGCCUUGAACGGAUACUAUAAUGGCUGCAUAUUCCACCGAGUGAUACCGAACUUCAUGAUACAGGGCGGAGACCCAAGUGGCGACGGGACUGGAGGCGAGUCGAUUUGGGGCAGUGAAUUUGAAGACGAGAUUGUACCGCAUUUGAAACACGACCGACCAUUUACACUCUCUAUGGCUAACGCUGGACCCAAUACUAACGGGUCACAAUUUUUUAUAACGACCGUACUAUGCCCGUGGCUUGACGGUAAACACACAGUGUUCGGGCGAGUUAUAGGAGGGACAGACAUCGUGCAGGCAAUUGAACGGGUGCCAACCAACAGCGAUGAUAAACCAUUAACUGAUGUCAAAAUCAUCAAUGUAAAAACGGUGUUUUGA
Babesia sp. Xinjiang is the source of this 1845-nucleotide messenger RNA. Its product is annotated as Peptidyl-prolyl cis-trans isomerase CYP71. The transcript is spliced from 6 exons. Bases 1 to 1845 code for a protein of 614 amino acids. Gene Ontology annotation, molecular function: peptidyl-prolyl cis-trans isomerase activity; protein binding. NCBI's taxonomy places the organism in Eukaryota, Apicomplexa, Aconoidasida, Piroplasmida, Babesiidae. The record is from RefSeq and is a predicted model, not a curated record. Gene Ontology annotation, biological process: protein peptidyl-prolyl isomerization; protein folding.